Molecule: messenger RNA, 1245 nt
Organism: Fusarium redolens
Lineage: Eukaryota; Fungi; Ascomycota; Sordariomycetes; Hypocreales; Nectriaceae
Exons: 9
Coding region: 119-1063 (314 amino acids)
Source: RefSeq, a predicted model, not a curated record
AGCAUUCCGGACUCGGACAUCAACCUAAAGCAUUAUAAACAAGCAAGGUCUCACGAGCGUUGGAGAGAGAUCAGAGGAGUAGCUUCUCACUCAGACAUCAGACUCGGACAUCAAAGCAAUGGCGCCCUCACUUGUUACCAUCGACGCAUCGGAGCCCCUCGAGAAGAUUUUUGAGGUCAUCGACAGAGAUGGCGGAGUCAUUGUCUCCAACUUCCUCUCCUCAGAACUUCUGAAAGAGUCUAUGGCAGCGAUCGAGCCUCAUUUCUCUGGCCGCAAGCUGUACACCUCAACAUCGACCCACGAUGAGCUUGGUGAAGGUUUCUUCCCCGAAGGGUCCCAGCGAGUCUACGGACUGCUGGCCAAGAUGCCUGAGCAAAUUGUCAAGAUCAUGCGGCUGCCCGUUUGGCAGGGCAUAAUGGCACACUAUCUGAACGAUGAGUUCUCAUCUUACACAGGAGAUAAGCUGGUUCCACAGAAGAGUGGCUACGUGCUGGCCUCAACGGCAGCCCUACGAUUGGUACCAGGGGCCAAACCUCAGCCUCUUCAUAGGGACCAAAUCGCAUACCAGACUCGUCCAGACCCGAGCAAUCCCCUGUUCACUCCGAUUUUUGGUUGCUUGAUUGCUGGAUCUAAAUGCACAUACAAGAAUGGGGCUACGGCUGUUAUCCCUGGCAGUCACCUCUGGGGCGCUGAUCGUAUCCCCAAGUUAGAAGAAUGCACAUAUGCCGAGAUGGAACCUGGGUCGGCAUUGUUUACUCUAGGAUCCACUUAUCACGCUGCGGGAGAGAAUAAGUGUGACAGAUCAGACCCUGACGCUCUCCGCACUCUCUUUGCGUGCUUUGCGCAGCGUGAUUACUACCGGCUUGACCAGGAUGAAGUCCUCAGUACUCCCAUCGAGAUUGCUCGAACUCUUCCGGAUGACAUCCUUAGAUUGGCAGGCUACUAUAAGGCUGUUAGUGGAGUUGGAUAUGUUGAGGAUCACCAAAACCCAAUAGAGUUUAUGCAGAAGGAUGAGGUUGGCAUUGGCAAGUUUGGACCGGCUAGCGACAAGCUUACUGUCUAGGAGGCUAUUAGAGAUUAUACAAGUCGCGAACUAAUUCCCUCAUGCCCUUAAGAGUUGUUUGCUGUGUGAAAAAUGCGAUGCCCACGUGGCGUAAGCACAGGGAAGGUAGUAUUUGCUGAGAGCUUCACCCCUAAAUAUCCUUGGCAAGGUGGGGAAGGCCAGCACCUGUCAGCAUAGCCAUG